Messenger RNA from Tauraco erythrolophus (red-crested turaco), 939 nucleotides. The record is from RefSeq and is a predicted model, not a curated record. Lineage: Eukaryota; Metazoa; Chordata; Aves; Musophagiformes; Musophagidae.
AUGUGGGAGUGCAAAGGGACGAGGACUUACAGCCAGCAAAGAGACAAGGACUUACACCAGGAUGUGGGUGUGCAAAGGGACGAGGACUUGCAGCCGGACACAGACGUGCAAAGGGACGUGGAGUUGCAGCAGGAUGCGGGCGUGCAAAGAGACAAGGACUUACACCAGGAUGUGGACAUGCAAAAGGACGUGGACUUGCACCAGGACAUGGACUUGCACCAGGAUGUGGAUGUGCAAAGGGACAAGGACUUGCAGCCGGACACGGACCAAAGAGACAAGGACUUACACCAGGAUGUGGACAUGCAAAAGGACGUGGACUUGCACCAGGACAUGGACUUGCACCAGGAUGUGGAUGUGCAAAGGGACAAGGACUUGCAGCCGGACACGGACGUGCAAAGGGACGUGGAGUUGCAGCAGGAUGCGGGCGUGCAAAGAGACAAGGACUUACACCAGGAUGUGGACAUGCAAAAGGACGUGGACUUGCACCAGGACAUGGACUUGCACCAGGAUAUGUGCAAAGGAGAAGUGGACUUGCACCAGGACAUGAGCGUGCAAAGGGACGUGGACUUGCACCAGGACAUGGGUGUGCAACGGGAUGUGGACUUGCACCAGGACGUGGGUGUGCAACGGGACGUGGACUUGCACCAGGACUUGGACUUCGACCAAGAUGUGGGUGUGCAAGAAGGUGUGCACCAGGACGUGAGUGUGCAGUGGGACAUGGACUUGGAACAGGACAUGGACUUGGAAUGGGACGUAGGUGUGCAAGAAAGUGUGCAAAGAGACAUGGACUUGCACCAGGACGUUGACUUCGAAUGGGACGUGGACGAAGGUGCGCACCGGGACGUGGGCGUGCAAUGGGACAUGGCUGUGCGAUGGGACACGGGUGUGCAACAAGAUGUGCACCAGGACAUGGGCGUGCAACAGGAUGUGUACGUGUGA